UGUGUGUGUGUGUGUGUGUGUGUGUGUGUGUGUGUGUGUGUGUGUGUGUGUGUGUGUGUGUGUGAUAUUGGCCUAAUGCCACAUGCUAUCCGUUAAGAGCAGGCAGAGGAACUUUACAGGUGUGAUAAUGUCAGGGCCACGAAACAGCCUGAAAUAUGUCUCUCUCACCUCACGCAGGUGGUUGGAAGAUAUAAAUACAUCACGCUCUGUUGGUUCAUUCCCAUUGACGGCGUGUGCUGUAUAAUGUAUGUUCACGUGCGCGCACUUUGUCUGUUCAAUACAUGCCGUCGUGUUCAGGCCUGUAUUUGCAGUAAUGUGGAUGAUUCAGUACCGUACGCGCAGUCGUGUUGUGCGUGAACUUUCCUAAAGCCACACGUAGGCGAGGCCCGUUAACCUGCGGUUCGUGUUACCGUCGACAACACCAUCUACCAGGGUUAGGGUUUACCCCCCCCCCCCCCCCCCACACACACAUCAAUUGAAUGUAUUCUUUUAAAAUAUUACAGGUUUUGUAUCGUUUUAGCCAGGAGUUCUGAGUUGAGUUUCAAGCACAACUAAAUCCUUUUCCCUUUGACUAUAUUGACUAUAUUUUUUAAGAUCUGGGAAAAUAUCUGCUGUAAAUUAAAUAUGAAUCAUAUUUUAAUCUUGUAAAAUAUCUGCUGUAAAUGAAAUAUGAAUAAUAUUUUAAUCUUGUAAAAUAACUACUGUAAAUUAUAUAUAAUGAAUAUUAUAUUUGAAUCUGGUAAAAUAUCUACUGUAAAUUAUAUAAUGAAUAUUAUAUUUGAAGCUGGUAAAAUAUCUACUGUAAAUUAUAUAUAAUGAAUAUUAUAUUUGAAUCUGGUAAAAUAUCUACUGUAAAUUAUAUAUAAUGAAUAUUAUAUUUGAAUCUGGUAAAAUAUCUACUGUAAAUUAUAUAUUUUAGUAAUUUUUUAUCAUAUUGACUGUUACUUUACUGUGAUACUGGUAAAACAAGGGCCGUUUCCCAGACAGGCCGGGACUAAGAAGCAUAUUCCAUUUAAUUGCUUUUUAAUCCCGGGUUAGGGUUAAUCUGUGUUUGGCAAACCGCCUCUUAUCAUUCGAAUUCAUGCCCCCACAUGCGUUUGUCUCAAUGUGCACUGGAUUAGUGAAGAGGUUCCUGUUACGUGGAGGCGUCCGUCUUUCAGAGUCAAAUGACCGAUAGCGUCUACUACUCGCUUAACGUAUUGAUAGGCCCUCUAUACCUUUCACUCUUUCUUGGCCAUUAGUCUGUACAAACCCAUCAAAAUAUUCUAGUAUUUUACUAUAGUUUAUUUCAUACCUGUCUGAAACAGUAUCCUAUAAAUGUAUAUAUUUUUUUUUUUAGGUUUUCAGAAUUUGGUUUAUUUCUCAAUACCUUGCCGUCGGGGUGAGGAGAUACCGGGAACCAGAUCGCCCCCACGUUAGCACCCCGUCCCCGGCGGUGUGAAACCAGCCCCAACCACCUUCUGAGCCACGAUGCACAGUCAUGACAUGCCUCUUGCUCUUACUGCUACAUUUCAAACAUCUUUGACCUCCUCAUCCUCACCAUCUUCAUCAAUUGAUUCACAUUUAAUUCAACCCAAACUGUUACCACGUAGUGUAGUAAGUGGUGGGAAAAAGUAACCCAAUUAUCGUACCUGAGUAAAAGUAAAGAUACCUUCAUAGAAAAUGACUCAAGUAAAAGUGAAAGUCACCCAGUAAAAUACCACUUGAGUAAAAGUAUUUGGUGUAAAUUAAGUAUCAAAAGUAAAAGUGUGAAUCAUUUUUAAAAUUCCAAAUAUUAAGCAAACUAGACGGCACAAUUUUUUAUUUAAUUUUUAAAAUGACGGAUAGCCAGGGGGGCAAACUCCAAAGACAUUUACAAACUAAGCAUUUAUGUUUAGUGAUUCCUCCAGAUCAGAGGCAGUAGGGAUGUUCUCUUGACAAGCCUGUGAAUUGGACCGUUUCUGUCCCGUGAAGCGUUUAAAAUGUACGGAGUAAAAAUUACCUUAUUUUCUUGAGGAAUAUAGUGAAGUAAAAGUUGUCAAAAUUAUAAAUAGUAAAGUACAGAUACCCCCAUAAAACUACUCAAGUAGUACUUCAAAGUAUUUUUUACUGAAGUACUUUACACCACUGAGUGUAUUUUGGAUGAUAAAUUGUACUGUGUCAGUAUGAGGUAGCUGUACAAACCUCCAUUGCUUUACUUUAAAAAAAUAUAUAUAUAGUCUGAGUGCACUCUACAGCAGUAUUCUCUUAGUAAAGGUGUUGAUAACAGGCUCGUAAAUGUCAAACUGAGAUGUAUGGGAGAAGAGAGAGAGAGAGAGAGAAAGAGAGAGAGAGACACAAGGCCAGAUGUUGCUGUGUCAAACUGAGAACUGUGUUCGAGGUCUGGGCCCGCUGCUCUGUGGUGGGUUGUUCUCCAUCUGUGUGUGUGUGUUCAUGUCAUUUUGUUCCAGGAUCGCAAUGACGAGGUGUGUGAGAGAUCAGAGGGCUCUCUCUCUCUCCCUCACACCCUCCAUCUCUCUGUUUCUGUCUGUCUCUCCCUUUCUUUUUCAGACACACACAGAGGUGCGAUCAGAGGUUUUGAGAGAGCGUCAGCGAGCUCAUAACCGCUCCUACGAAACUCCCUCCCACACGUUGAGUCUGAGAACCAGUUAUUACCUUGAUCGGCGGUUGACAAGAAAGAAAAGAAGGGAGAGAGAGAGAAGGAGAGAGAGAAAGAAAGAGAAAGAAAAGAAGCGAGAGAGGAGGAAAUACAUAGAAGAUGCACAGAACACACUCAGAGAGACCAGAGACUACCCUAUGGCUGAGAGAAUACCCCUCCGACUGCCAACUCCCCAGCCUUACCAGGACCCAUGCUUCCAGCAUCACACCCACCUCUCCCACCACUUACACCCCAGCAUCGGGAGCCCCGGUCUGGGCCAGACAUCUUGCCACCACCCCCUGGAGCUCCAGACUCCCCUGGAGCAAUAUGGAGGAACUGGAAUAGAGGCAGCACCCAGGACCACUCUCCCCGAUUCAAGCCCCUAUUAUAGAGGGAGCAGAGACAGCUACAGGGGUGGGGGUGGUGGAAGAGGAGGUUAUGUAGAGGUUCGUGGACAUAGCAGAGGUGAUAACUGUAGUGAUGUUGAUGGUAGAGAUGUUUGUUUUGGUGCGCAGAAAGCUAGCUACCGUAAUAGGGGGGUUGCGGAUGAUGUUGUAGGUCAAGGGGAUGAUUUCGGCAGACAUUUUGAAAGUCAGAGCCUUGCCUAUGCUACCCAGAGGGAUGAGGACUGCGAUGGCGAUGACAGCAGCGCCAGUGGUAGUGGUGGUGAUAUUUACCACAGAAUAGAUGAGGACUGUAAAAGGGAUGAUGUCUUUUACAGAACGGAUGAAGGCUGUAACAGCAGUAGGGAUGAUGUUUUCUACAGCAACAGUAGAGAUCAGGGGUGUGAGGAGAAAACGGACGAGGGGUCUAACACUAGAGAUGAGGUCUUUUACAGAAUGGAUGAUAGCAGGAAUGACGUCUUUCAAAGAACGGAUGACGUCUGUAGUAACAGGGAUGAUGUGUUCUACAGCAGAGAUGAUGUGUGUGAGGAGAGGCGAGAUGGUAGCAGUGGUUAUAGAGACACCACUACCGGUAGCCAUGAUGGUGGAAACAAUAGAGCUGAUCAUCUCUAUAAUGGUAUUGAUAUCUUUGAUGAUACAGGAAAGAUGGAUAGUUUGAGAAGGCUUGAUGAUGCAGGAAAGAGGAAUAAUAUGAUAAGGGUUGAUGAUUUCGGAGGAGAAUGUGAUGAUUUUGGUGAUAAAAGGUCCAUUCUGGAUCCUCCAGAGGCCCAGUUCAAGCCUGGGUUUUGGGUGAGUCCCUCUCCCCCAGAUCAGGGUUCUGUGGCUUGGGAAGGCAGUGAGAAGGGAGGGGGGUACCCCAAGGAUUGGGCAUCUCUGUACUCCUAUUCCCAGGCAGCAAGUGGCCCUAGUGGUGGUGGCGUUGGGGUGUACCGGCAGAAACUGGACUCCUUUUCAGAGGCGUUCUUCGUCAGACGCAACGUCGCCGGCAACAGAAUUCCGAAUGGGAUUUCCGGAAGUGGGGUUUUAGGAUUCGGAUCGGGAGGACAAAGCACAGGAUGGAUCAAAACGAGUGCUUACAAUUCCCUCACAGACUCUUCCACUCUCCCUCCUCCUCCUCACCCCUUCCCCCUGCUCCUUAGCCCUCCUCCCUCCCCACUCCCCCCUCCCAAACUCACCACGACCCCUUCUCUCGGGACAGUUGAACUCACCCAGACCCCAGGGGGGGAUUGUAGUGGAACAGUCCAGUUUUACCCCUCCUCUCACCAGCCACUCCACACUUCCCACCCCUCCACCGUCAUGUGGAAGCUCCCACCCUGUCAUUGGCCGCAGCAGUCAGGUGAAGAGGGUGUCGUCGACGGCAACCCCUCAAGCGCCGGCCAUGUAUACUGCCAGGAGGCAGUGUUCACUCAGAGACAUGUUCACCAGGACUAUGAGAAUAAUACAGGUCACUAUAGUCUUCAAACUCCGGUACAAUCAACCGUUGUCUCUGCCACACCCCUUCACCUAUCCUCUCUUCUAUCCCAGCCCCCCAGUGGACUGCCACAGCAUGGAGCAGCACCCCUAGUGGUGUUUAGAGGUACUCCCUUCCCUAGUCCGCUCCAGUCUCCUAGAGGAGGGCAGAGGGGAGUGGAGCGGAUUGGGAGAGGGCUCCACUACACCCCUCUACCUAUGCUGAACCCCAGACGCAGAGGAACGGGGCUUCUCUCCUCCCUCGUCCCCCCUUCAGCUGGGGAACGAGGGAUGGGAAGGAUGACUGAAGAGGAGAAGGGAUCUUUUUUACUUCCGUGUAUCAACGUGGGUCGAGGGUUCCAGGCUGAGCUGCCAUGUUGUCUAGAGAGGGAGGAGGUGUCAGGGGCGUGGCCAGAAGAAUCAUCAUCCAAUGAGGAGUUGCUCUGGAAACCUUGGGAGGAGCUUCAGAUGAGUUCUGUAAUUCAGGAAAAAGGUAGUGAUGUGUGGCAGCAGACUGAGAGGUCUCUGUUCAGUAAAGCGUUGACGACCCACGGCAAAGAUUUCUCUCUCAUCCAACAAAUGGUGCAGACUAAGUGUGUGUCUCAGUGUGUGGAGUUCUACUAUCUGUCCAGGAAACUUCCUGACAAACAGAGGAAACAGAGGGAGGAGGAACGAGGGAUGGAGGAACAGACGAGUGUGGUGUCCCUCCCUAAACCUAUGGAACGGGUGGUACCAGCCCCGUCAUUGGCUACCAGCUUCCCCUGUAAGCAGUGUGGAAAGAUGUUCUAUAAGAUAAAGAGUCGUAACGCCCAUAUGAAGAUCCAUAGGCAGCAGCAGGAUAACUGGAGACACCCCCCAGGCCUCGGCAUCAACCUAGCCCAGAACGUCACCCCCAACCUCGGCACCAAUCUACCCCAGCGCCAGGCUUCAGGUCGGGCCUACCUCCCAGGUCCCAUCAACAGCAACCACCACACUGGUGGUGCUCACACCAUCAUCAUCAACAACAUCAGUGUUCCAAACAUUCCAAACACCAAUACCAUAACCAAUAGCAACAGUGUCAGUGUCAUCGACUCCACCCCUAAUCAGAGAGGACACGCCCCCCUCCUCUCUGUCCAGCAAUCGUGGGACUUGUUUCAGCUGAACUCUGAUCCUGCGGCAGGGUUCUACUAUGACCCGGAAGUGAAAGGAGCCCUGGGAGUCACGGGGGGAGGGGUGAAAGGUCAAGUCCUCUGGCAGUAGAGUUCUAGAAUCAGAAUGAAUAGAACAGACAUGUAUAGGACUACAUUCACGCUUUGCACCAUCAAAAGCAUUUAAAAGAUAUAAAUAUAGUGAGAAAUAUGUAAAUUAUGUUUAAUAUGUAUUUAAAUGUUUUGAAUUUCAAUUUGUAUUAAAAUGGAUUUUUGUAUCUCUCUUA
Salvelinus namaycush (lake trout) is the source of this 5884-nucleotide messenger RNA. RefSeq lists its product as uncharacterized. Gene Ontology annotation, biological process: negative regulation of DNA-templated transcription; regulation of transcription by RNA polymerase II. NCBI's taxonomy places the organism in Eukaryota, Metazoa, Chordata, Actinopteri, Salmoniformes, Salmonidae. The transcript has 10 exons. Gene Ontology annotation, cellular component: transcription regulator complex; histone deacetylase complex. The coding region runs from base 2326 to 5709 and encodes 1127 amino acids. The record is from RefSeq and is a predicted model, not a curated record. Gene Ontology annotation, molecular function: transcription corepressor activity.